AUGUCCAUCAAGUCUAACAUCAAGUCCUUGAAUGUUCAACACAACAAGGAUGAAUUUUACGUUACAUAUGGCAUAAAUGAUAAGUCAAUGAUUUCAAGAAUUGUGAUGAAUCAAACAGAUCAUGUUCGUAAGCGCUUGACGUGGGAUGGUCACAUGUGGAGGGCGUCUUCAAUGUUGCCAAGUGAUUUAUGCGAUGGGGAAAAGAAUAAAGAUAGUUUUCUCAGACUUAGUAACGUGAAGGCACCAGAAGCUACAAUUUCAUGGGUUAAUGCAAGUAUGAAACUUGGGGAAUGCAAGAACAAAUGCAUGAAAAAUUGCUCCUGCACAGCUUAUGCAAAUGCAGAAAUAAGAAAAGGCAGUGGGUGUGCCAUUUGGGUAGGUGAUCUUCUAGAUAUAAGAAUCAUGCCAAAUGCUGGACAAGAUCUUUAUAUUAGAUUGGCCGUGGCUGAAACAGAAAUCCUCGCUAGAUUCAAAGGAGUGAAAAAUGAAAAUCAACAAGGCUUUGAGCUACCUUUGUUUGACUUUGCCACAACAACAUAUGCAACAAAUCACUUCUCAAAUCACAAUAAGCUUGGCGAAGGUGGUUUUGGGCCUGUAUAUAGGGGAACACUACCAGAUGGACGAGAGAUCGUUGUUAAGAGGCUUUUACAAAAAUCUAGACAAGGAUUAAAAGAAUUUAAGAAUGAGGUUAUGUUAUGUGCGAAACUUCAACAUCGAAAUCUUGUUAAAGUUCUUGGAUGUUGCAUUCAGGAUAAUGAGAAAUUACUUCUGUAUGAAUAUAUGGCCAACAAAAGCUUAGACUUCUUUCUUUUUGGUUAG
This is a messenger RNA of Sphenostylis stenocarpa, 819 nucleotides long. NCBI's taxonomy places the organism in Eukaryota, Viridiplantae, Streptophyta, Magnoliopsida, Fabales, Fabaceae. The record is from the annotation of a GenBank genome assembly.